Staurois parvus is the source of this 312-nucleotide messenger RNA. The record is from the annotation of a GenBank genome assembly. NCBI's taxonomy places the organism in Eukaryota, Metazoa, Chordata, Amphibia, Anura, Ranidae.
GUGAGCUGUGAUUGGUCACAGCUUGUCACAUGGUACAAGGCUGUUGUGAAUAGCCCUGUACCAUGUGACCUCUGUGAUCAUUCACAGAUUUCACACGUAGUAAGCAAUGAUGUCACAAGUGACAUCUUGCUUACUACUUUGCAUGUGAUCACUGAUUGGCCUAUCAGUGAUCACAUGAUCGGGACCUCGUACAGAGGUCCCGUCCGACGAUCGGUGGUUCACUCUGUCCGAAGGAUACAGCGGGCACCGAAUUGCGGUGCUGCUCGCUCCCAGGGAGCGCGCACAAGCAGGGUGCGGGGAGGCCGUUUAUAA